CUAUCACGCUUGCGCAAAGAAAUACAAGAUGGCGGAGAGUGCGGAACUGAAGCAAAUGGUGAUGAGCCUGCGCGUGUCGGAGCUGCAGGUACUGCUGGGCUACGCCGGGCGCAACAAGCACGGACGCAAGCACGAGCUGCUGACCAAGGCCCUGCACCUGCUGAAGGCCGGCUGCGGCCCCGCCGUGCACGUGAAGAUCAAGGAGCUGUACAGACGCCGCUUCCCCGCCAAGAUGGUGUCCCCCUCGGAGCUGGCCCCGCCCGUGCCGCACCGCCCGGGCUCCGGGCCCGGGGGAGGGGGCGCGGCGGCCCUGCCCGCCGGCCUCUCCCAGCUGGCCUACGAGGGUCUAGGCGGGGCCCCGUCGCCGGCCGCACUCCUGCCGCUUACCCUGCUGGGCCCCGGGAAGCAUGAGCUGAGCGGCCUGCCGCCGCACCACCACCUGCCCGCCUCGGCCUCCCUGCACCCACUGCACCCCGACGUCAAGCUGCAGAGGCUGCCCUUCUACGACCUGCUGGAUGAGCUCAUCAAGCCCACCAGCCUAGCUUCAGACAGCAGCCAGCGGUUUCAGGAGACGUGUUUUGCCUUUGCGUUGACCCCACAGCAGGUCCAGCAGAUAAGCGGCUCCAUGGACAUCUCGGGGACCAAGUGUGACUUCUCAGUUCAGGUUCAGCUGAGGUUCUGUCUGUCUGAGACCAGCUGUCCACAGGAAGACCAUUUUCCGCCCAAUCUCUGCGUGAAAGUCAACGGGAAGCCCUGCAAUCUGCCGGGUUUUCUUCCUCCAACCAAAAACGGCGUGGAGCCAAAGCGCCCCAGCCGCCCUAUCAACAUUACCUCCCUGGUGCGGUUGUCCACCACCGUGCCCAACACCAUCGUGGCGUCCUGGACCUCAGAGAUCGGACGGCAAAUGGUGAUGAGCCUGCGCGUGUCGGAGCUGCAGGUACUGCUGGGCUACGCCGGGCGCAACAAGCACGGACGCAAGCACGAGCUGCUGACCAAGGCCCUGCACCUGCUGAAGGCCGGCUGCGGCCCCGCCGUGCACGUGAAGAUCAAGGAGCUGUACAGACGCCGCUUCCCCGCCAAGAUGGUGUCCCCCUCGGAGCUGGCCCCGCCCGUGCCGCACCGCCCGGGCUCCGGGCCCGGGGGAGGGGGCGCGGCGGCCCUGCCCGCCGGCCUCUCCCAGCUGGCCUACGAGGGGCUAGGCGGGGCCCCGUCGCCGGCCGCACUCCUGCCGCUUACCCUGCUGGGCCCCGGGAAGCAUGAGCUGAGCGGCCUGCCGCCGCACCACCACCUGCCCGCCUCGGCCUCCCUGCACCCACUGCACCCCGACGUCAAGCUGCAGAGGCUGCCCUUCUACGACCUGCUGGAUGAGCUCAUCAAGCCCACCAGCCUAGCUUCAGACAGCAGCCAGCGGUUUCAGGAGACGUGUUUUGCCUUUGCGUUGACCCCACAGCAGGUCCAGCAGAUAAGCGGCUCCAUGGACAUCUCGGGGACCAAGUGUGACUUCUCAGUUCAGGUUCAGCUGAGGUUCUGUCUGUCUGAGACCAGCUGUCCACAGGAAGACCAUUUUCCGCCCAAUCUCUGCGUGAAAGUCAACGGGAAGCCCUGCAAUCUGCCGGGUUUUCUUCCUCCAACCAAAAACGGCGUGGAGCCAAAGCGCCCCAGCCGCCCUAUCAACAUUACCUCCCUGGUGCGGUUGUCCACCACCGUGCCCAACACCAUCGUGGCGUCCUGGACCUCAGAGAUCGGACGGAGCUACUCCAUGGCAGUGUACCUGGUGAAGCAGCAGUCGUCCACUAUCUUGUUACAGAGGCUACGCUCCAAAGGCAUCAGGAACCCAGACCACUCGCGAGCACUCAUCAAAGAGAAGCUCACAGCAGACCCGGACAGUGAGAUAGCCACCACCAGCCUGCGGGUGUCCUUACUUUGCCCGCUGGGCAAGAUGCGUCUGACCAUCCCGUGCCGGGCACUCACCUGCUCCCACCUGCAGUGCUUCGACGCCACACUGUACCUGCAGAUGAACGAGAAGAAGCCCACCUGGGUGUGUCCCGUCUGCGACAAGAAGGCGCCCUAUGAGCACCUCAUUAUCGACGGGCUCUUCAUGGAGAUUCUGAACAGCUGCACGGACUGUGACGAGAUCCAGUUCAAGGAGGACGGCUGUUGGUCCCCCAUGAGGUGGAAGAAGGAGGUGCAGGAGGUGUCGUCUGCUUCCUACAGCAACGGAGUGGACGGCUCCUGCAGGACGUCGUCGGCAGAGCAGCGCACCUCAGGGGGGGGUGGGGGCGGCAAGAAGGUUGAGGUGAUCGACCUGACGCUGGACAGCUCGGAGGACGACGUGGCGGAAGAAGACGACGACGACAACUACGAGAGCCAAGAUUCGCCCGCACCCCCUCCCCCGCCGCCUCCGCUCCCGCCCCCCGCCAAGCGGCCCUGCCCGUCCCGCUCGCCCACCUCCCCGUCCGUCAACCACAAGGGGGUAUUGAACCUGCACCAUCCGUCCCCACCACUCAGCCGCACUCCCAGCAUGCAGAGUGUGGAUGCCAGCUACAUCCCCCCUGUACCUCCCCUCAUACAGGACUACAGACCCUACUACCACACGCCCACCGAUCUGUCAGAUUUGAGCUUCUUCUCCUUCCUGCAAGGGGACAAUCAUCAGCACUACAACAUGGUGAUGGCUGCGGCCGCCGCCGCCUCGUCCUCCGAGGACCACGAGCUGCUCCUGAACCGCUUCCUGCCCUACAGCACCGCCGCCGCCGGCUCCGCCUCCUCCGCCGCCUCCCAGCUGUUCCUCGACCAAUCGGGCAGCUCUGGGGGCGGGCACUUCUCCGCCCCGCCCACCAACGGCAGCAGCAGCAGCAGCAGCACGGGAGGCGGCGGCGGCGGCGGCGGCGGCGGGAGCCUCGGCUGCCUGCGGGACGCGUCCUCCUCGUCCACGCACUCGUCCACGCACUCGUCCUCGUACGCACACGCGCAGUCGCACGCGCACCCCGGGGUGUUGGUGGGCCGGGGCGGGGCCGAGGCCAGCACGGCCAUUUACGGCGGCAUACCGGACAUCAUCUCACUGGACUGA
This is a messenger RNA of Gadus chalcogrammus (walleye pollock), 3067 nucleotides long. RefSeq names its product E3 SUMO-protein ligase PIAS1-like. The record is from RefSeq and is a predicted model, not a curated record. The transcript is spliced from 17 exons. Bases 29 to 3067 code for a protein of 1012 amino acids. Gene Ontology annotation, biological process: regulation of transcription by RNA polymerase II; protein sumoylation. Gene Ontology annotation, molecular function: SUMO ligase activity; transcription coregulator activity; zinc ion binding. Lineage: Eukaryota; Metazoa; Chordata; Actinopteri; Gadiformes; Gadidae.